UUUUGCUGCUGUGCGCAAACCUUCAAUUGAUCGCAACUUCGAACAACAACAUUUACCAAACCGGCCAGAUCAAUAUGCCGAAGAAGCAGUCCAAGAAACAAGAUGGCCCGUCAGCAGUUGCGAAAGGCGAUUCGCGAUUCACCAAUUUCGAAUCGGAUCCACGUUUCCGCCUACCUUCGAAGCAUCGCAACAAGACUACCCUCGACAAGCGCUUCUCGCGCAUGCUGAAGGAUGAUGAUUUCAUCGCGAGCGCCAAGGUGGACAAGUACGGUCGAAAGCUGAAGUCGGACAGUAAGAGGAAGGCUCUUAAAAACAUAUAUCAGGCCGACGAUGAUGACGACGAAAUCGAUGAGGACGAUGUCGUCGAGCGGGAGCUUCAAAAGGCCGAUGCCAAAUACGAUCCGGCUCGUGGUGGCGGUUUCUCCUCUUCCGAGUCAGAAUCGGACUCUGAGCCCGAUGCUGAUGAUGUAGAGGAGGAGGAAGCCAAGGUGGAUACGUCUGGGAGCAUGCAAAGACUGCGCGACGCCCAAGCAGAUGUCGAAACAGGAGAGGUUACGAAGCGCCUAGCAAUUGUCAACCUCGAUUGGGAUCACAUAAAAUCUGCCGAUUUAUUCUCACUUUUCUCUAGCUUCGUACCUAAAGGUGGACGGAUCGAGCGGAUUUCCAUCUACCCCAGCGAGUUUGGCAAGGAACGUAUGCAGCGAGAAGAGCUGGAAGGCCCCCCCAAAGAAAUAUUUAAGAGUUCGGAUGCGCAAGACGAAGAUUCUGAGUCGGACUCUGAAGAAGACAGCGACGAUGACGAGGAUGAUGAUGAGAAAAUAAAAAAUGAACUUCUCCAGGAAGGGAACGAUCAGGAUUUUGACAGCGACGCUCUCCGAGCUUACCAAUUAGAUCGGCUGCGAUAUUACUACGCUGUCAUGAUAUGUUCAGACACAGCUACAGCGAAUAAGAUAUAUCAAGCCACCGAUGGCACAGAAUACCAAACUUCUUCGAAUUUUAUGGAUCUAAGAUUCAUACCAGAUGAUGUCACCUUCGACGACGAGCCAAGAGACCAGUGCGAUUCUAUAUCACCUGAUUAUAAACCAACUGAGUUUACCACCGCUGCCUUACAACACUCCAAAGUAAAACUCACAUGGGACAUCCAUCCUGAAGAAACAACUCGGCAGGAGGACAUCAAACGAGCAUUCAGCGCUAGCCGCGCAGCAAUCGAGGAAAACGAUUUGCGCGCGUACCUUGCAAGCGAUAGUGACGAUGACGGCGCUCAGGAUGAUAAUGAUGGGGACAAGGGUGAGGGUGAGGAUGAGGCGGAAGUGGCAGAUGACCAGCCAAAGUUGACGAAAAAGGAGUUGAAAGCAAAGAAGCUUCGUGAAGCACUUGGCUUAAAUUCCGAACCUUCGGCCAAACCUUCGAAAUCUGGACCAGUCGGGGAUAUGCAAGUUACAUUCUCCGCUGCGUUGAUGGAUGGCAAUGAUAAGAAGAAGGAACCGGAUGCUGAAGAGACCACGUUGGAGAAGUACAUGCGGAAGGAACGAGAGAGGAAAGCCAGGAGGAAGGAGAAGGCAGUCGCAAAGCGUAACGACACUGCCAACCAGGAUGAAGCAGAUGGUGAUGAUGCCGCCGAGCCUCAGGAUGAUCUCGGUUUUGAUGAUCCUUUUUUCACGACCGAAGAACCUGUUGGGAAGUCUAAGAAUUUCGAAAAGAAGGAAGAACGCCGUAAGAGGCGAGAAGCCAAGGAAGCUGAGGCAGCCGAAAAUGCCGCCCAAAAAGCUCAUCUGGAGCGAAUCAUGGCAGAUGAUUCCAAGGAAGCUGCCGAGCAUCUUGAUCACUUCGACAUGAACGAAAUCGCCCGCGCGGAGAAACUGAAAUCCAAGAAGUUCAAGAAGAAGGGGAAGAAAGAGGCUGAAGAUCAUGGUGGCCUCCAGCAAGGCUUUGAGAUGGAUGUCAAGGAUGAUCGGUUCAAAGCUGUGUUCGAAAGUCACGAAUUUGCGAUCGAUCCAUCAAAUCCCAAGUUUAAGGCUACCCCGGGAAUGAAGCAGUUGCUAGAUGAGAGACGCAAAAAGCGGAAAAAUGACCCGGAUGGGGCCGAUGGACAACAGCGACACAACGCUAAAUCUAAGAAGCAAAGGAGAUAGAGCCAAGAGGUUCUAAUGAACAGAUAAUUCUACACCUUGGCGAUACGCUUAAUUCGAAUUAUCCAGGGCUACCAAUCACAGAUUCUAUCCUUCGUAGCUCAUGCUAUUCUAAUCAGACCCUUGACCAUCGGCAUCAUUUUGAAGAACACUAGGGAAAUAUUUCGUCUCACCAACCUACCUAAUAUGGUUCGCUACCUCUGCGCUAAUGCCCACGAUAACUCUUAGUAUACAAAGAACGACGAAGGCCAAAGCCCAGUUUCAGAUCAGAAGUGUCUAUUGAAUAUUUAUUCUACCAGUGCCGAGCAACGGCGGAUGCAAUCU
Annulohypoxylon truncatum is the source of this 2453-nucleotide messenger RNA. RefSeq lists its product as uncharacterized. Gene Ontology annotation, biological process: rRNA processing. The record is from RefSeq and is a predicted model, not a curated record. Gene Ontology annotation, cellular component: nucleus. The coding region runs from base 75 to 2132 and encodes 685 amino acids. The transcript has 2 exons. Gene Ontology annotation, molecular function: RNA binding. NCBI's taxonomy places the organism in Eukaryota, Fungi, Ascomycota, Sordariomycetes, Xylariales, Hypoxylaceae.